CCCGGCGGGGUGAGGGCUGGAGAUGAGCGGCGAGCUGCUCACGCUAGACUGCCUCGUCCACGUCUUCUCCUACCUGGAGGCACCGGAUCUGCUCCGCGCCGCGCGGGUGAACCAGGCAUGGAACGAAGCCGCAGGCACAACUUCCCUAUGGAGAAGGAUAUGCCUAGAUCAUUGGACCUUUUGCAAUAUUUCCAACCUGACUCCAGGUAUGCAGACAUGGAAACAGUACUAUCUCCACCGCUCCAAACUUGAGCAUGAAAUGGCAUCAGGUCGGCCAUCAGCUGAUUAUAUAUGUCGGUCCAUGAGAGGGCAUAAAGGUAAAAUAGUUGGUAUGGCUUAUCUCUCAGACAAUGAGCACGUGUUUGGUGGUGGAAAGCUGAGGUCUGUGGUUUGCACUGCAUCUACCGAUGGCACUAUUCGAGCAUGGCAGGUCCAAGAGGGUACACAGAUAUGGUCAAGUCCCUCCCAGGAAGUGCCAUUUGUAAAGGUUAUUACUGUCCCAGAGUACAAACUAGCAAUCAGCACAGAUGCCCGUGGAACCAUCAAGGUCUGGCAUGGAGAAAGUGGGGAAGAGCUUGCUGCAUUCUCCACAUCGUCGUCCUCGUCCAGUUUGGUUACCUACUCAGUGAACGACAAGCCCUUCCUAACUGCAGCCACUGCAGGAGGUGCUAUCUAUACGCUAGAAGUUCCUAAUCUAAAUCAGGUUUCAUGUAUUACAGCAUUUCAAAACUCUAGCAUUGAUUUAUUACUUUGUUCACCAGACGAGCAAUGGCUAGUUGCUGGAUCUACUGAGAAUGCAGCUCCAUCUCCAAAGAUAUUUUAUACAGAUUGCUUGAUUAACCCGGCAGAUGAAUCACCUGAAUCUAGCUGGCUGCCUGUCAACAAUUGUGCUGUAGUCUGCUGGUUACCAAAAGCACCAGCAAGAAUAGCAGUAGUGCACCGAGAUCGCAUGUCAGUUCAAAGGACCAUCACAGUGUUUGAUCUAGCUCUCAAAAAGUCUAAAUAUAAAAUGGAAGUUCUAGCUCAACAGGUUGCAAGUUUCACACUACCAGAAGGAACUUGGACCACAGAAAUUCUCAUGAAAGGACAUGGCACAGAAACAAUUCUUUUAGGAUGUGGAGCAAACUUAGAACUAUAUUCAAUUUUUGGGACUCAAGUAGAAGCUUUCCAGCAUCACAACAAUACAAUCACUUCAAUAUGGGUGGAUGCUUUUCGUGUUGUCACAUCAUCUUUGGAUCUCUCACUCCGUGUGUACACAUGGAAAAAAGUAAACAAAAUCUCUUCACUGACAAGUCGCUAUUAUUUACUAGGGGGAACCCACAGAUGGUCAAGGGGCUUUACGGAUGUGGCAUGUGACAACAUCAGCAUCGUAGGUGUGGUGGCUGAAAGUGAUGAAACAAGUAUUUUAAGAGCAUAUUCCUUUAACCUGUAAACAGAGAAAUAUUUAAUGAUCCUUCAUUAUUUUAGCUGCAGUUUUGGGUGUUGCUUCGCAAAGCUUUCUUCUGUUAAGUAUAGGGCACUAUGUAGGGAAAACAAAGGCUUUAUGGUGAACUAGCAGUACCUUAAGUAUGAACAAAGAGCUGUUCCCUUGGAGCAAUAUGCAGUGAUAAGCUUUGUGAACACCCUCAUGUUAAUAGAAGAGAUGCAGAUGAGCACCAUGAAGCUAGGUCCCCUCAAUCAGAAACCAUCAGUUGUGGGGGUGAAGUAAGUCUACAGUAGACAUAAAAAUGCUACUACCACCCCUCAAAUAUAAACUUCAGUACAUCAACCAUAAUGUUUACUAGAGGUCAUACCUAAGCUAUACUUUAUCUAGUCUAAUUAUGAAAUAAAAAUAUUCCUUUAAAAAACACACUAAUUUCAGUAAUGCCACCACUCUUUAUAUUACAGCCUUUAGAAUGCAGUACCUCAAUAAGUAAACCUCACUUUCCAUUAUGAAAAGUUGGGUGCUCUUACACUAAAAAAAAAGAGUCAUACAACAGUUUAAAAUUUAUUGGAUCUGCAACAAAGUACAAUUAGUCACAUGGAAAAUACUCAAUACAUACGUAAAUUAAAAUACAAGGAGGAAACAAUUCUUGAACCUGGUUCUGUCAAUAUAGUGUGGUUCAGUGCAACAUCUCCUGGCAUGGUGUUUUAUCCAGAAGAUGGAUGAUAUGCUGUAAACUUCUUUAAAAAGUACAGACUUAAGUACUGACUACCCCUAAGUAAUAUAGCAGGGGACAUCUUUUCCACACCUGCAAGAUUUAGACCAGUGUGAAGUCUUGCAAAAAGUACAUAACUCAGCUAUAAAUUUACAUUGCAAUGGUGUAAUCAUGGAAGAGUUUGUACUUUCACACAUCUACAGGAAAGGACCACUAUACUUCCUUCCACUGCUUGUGAUUCAUUCAACAUUAUUUGUUUUUAAGCUGGUUGCAAGUCUUCCCUUAAAAAUAUCCCACAUACCCAUGAUCAAUAAAAUCAAGCUUUAAAACUCUUAACUAUUUUAGAUGUUUACUCCUCUAGAAAAAUAGGACAUUUGAGUUGUCAUUAGGAACUUGAGACUUUCAUAAGCACUGAGUACUUUAAGAGAAGAGGUCUAUCCCUCACUUCUAAUAAGAUCAUUAAAAGUCACUUGAAUUAACAAUAUACUUUAACUCUUAUUCAGUGCUGGAAAAUCUUAGCCUAAUCUUGAAAGGAAGGUGAGAGACUAUUUUACCAUAUUACACCACUCACUUUUACUAAAGGAGCAAAUGGUGUGUUCUGUUUGUCCUCAAAAGCAGCACUAUACUGCUGCAACCUUGCGGUUAGUACUGUACAUGGGUUGUCAGAAUGAGUCUGUUGCUGCCACACUUAGUUUCAUUAAAACUUAAUAUGAUCAAAUAUU
Malaclemys terrapin pileata is the source of this 2860-nucleotide messenger RNA. It is a transcript of the gene FBXW12, whose product is annotated as F-box and WD repeat domain containing 12. Gene Ontology annotation, molecular function: protein binding. The transcript is spliced from 10 exons. The record is from RefSeq and is a predicted model, not a curated record. Bases 23 to 1432 code for a protein of 469 amino acids. NCBI's taxonomy places the organism in Eukaryota, Metazoa, Chordata, Testudines, Emydidae.